GGGGCUGAAAACAUUCACCCAAUUGUACAUUAGCACCAGGGCUGCUGCCAUACAAACUCACCGCACAACUAAAUAAAGGUCCGCUAGUUUGUUUUUUCCUUGAUGUUGGCCACAAGCUGAAGAGAGAGGGGGCAAACUGAAAUUCUAUCAGGUGAUCUACUUGAAAUAAUCUUGGCUUUAACCGCGUUGUGAGUUUCACCACUUUCCCACCCCCCCCCCAGUGGGACUCCAGGUGCUUAACCUCCCUCCUGCCAGUUCUGCAUGGUCAUGACCUGUCAUCACGCCACUUCCACAGCCCACCUCAUCCUAUUGGUCCUGCUCAUUGUCACUCAACAUCUGGCUGGUACUGCCCCUGCGUGGGGUGAGGGAGGGGUGGAGGGGCGCACCCGGACAGACCGUAGAGAGGACAACCUCGCCCCCUUUCUCUUGCCCCCACCCCAGAGCCUCUCCAGCCCUGACAACGGUUUGCUAGACCAGGGCCAGGGCCCAGGUCAAGACAACCAAUCAGAUAAAGUGAUGGACCCUGCGCAGGUGCUCGCUGUGCUUUUGGAGGCCCUGGACCACCCAGGGGAGAGUGCAAUCCAGACGAGCAGAGACAGAGUCUGGGAAGACGAUGAGAGUCAGAAACUGCCCUCCAUUGAAGGCGUGGUGGGUGGUGAGAUAAGAAGAACAGGGGAGACAGAGGGAGAGUGGGGGGUGGAGGAGGAAGAGGAGGAGGGGCGAGGGGCUGAUAAGGUUAUUGAACAGCUAAUUGUAGGCCAUUUGACAGCUGCUCAGGGUGAUGACUUAAAGGAAAGGGAUGAGGAAGAUAAAAACACAAGGUCGGAGGAGAAUCAAGGGUGGUCUGUGGAGGAUGUGGGAGCUAAUAGUGUAAACGAGAAAGAAGGAAAAGAGGAAGAUGAGGGGCAGGAGGAGGGAAAUAAUUUAGAAAGUUUGUUAAAGAAGGCCAGGCCAAGUUCUGCCUUACAGGGUGAUGAUCCAUCUUUACAACGCAAAAUAAGAGGCUACUUCCAAAACAUUGACUUGGGUCUCCAAGAUAAUGAGAUCCUGCCUCCUCUGAAGGGCUACAAAGCAUACAACACUCAGCUCGCACGAGCCGGAAAGAAGCUGCACUGGGAGGAGAACCAGGACCGCAACCGACCCGUCAAUGGGGGCAACUUCAUGGAUGACUUUGAUGAUGAAGGAGAGGAGCUGGAGGAGGAGGUUGAAGAAGAAGAGGAGAGCCUCUCCCACAUGGAAGAGGAAGCAAGAGCGCGCGCAGAGAAACAGGAGGUUCUUCGGCAGCAGGAGGAGGCGGAGCGAGCCAGAGAGGAGGAGCAAAGGCUGGCAGACAUUGCCUCCGACAUGCUGCUGCAGUACAUGGGGAGGAAGCAGCAGUCCUACAUGAAGCCCCGGCAGAAAAGCAGCAUGGGGCCCGCCAGCAACACUGCUGAGGACAAGCGCUCCGAGGAGGUCAUCCCCGACGAAGAUGACGUGGACCAGCAAAUGAUCGAUAGGCUGAUUGAGAUCAGCAGCAAGCUCCACCUGCCUGCUGAUGAUGUCAUUGAGAUUAUUAGUGACGUGGAGGAGAAGAAGAAGAAAAGGAAAGAGCUGCAACAGUUGCCAAUCAACAGCAACCCUGUAGCCCCGCGCUUCAGGCCUCUGGUACCUCCUCCUCUGGCUGCUCCGCCUAUCUACCACUACACCGCCUCAAAAAACCCAAAGAAAGCCCCUUAUAGAUACAACAAGUCCAACAAGAAAUGGCACAAGGACAACGUCAUGUCAUAUAAGCAGGACUAUUGGUAUAAGCCCCAGAAGCAGCUUGACUACUGGUAUAAACCCCAGAAACAGUUUUUAGCCUUCCCCUCCUAUCCAUACUACCAGAAGCCAUAUCGAGCAUACUACCCUGUUUAUUUCCCAUAUCCCAAACCACAAUAUUAUGGCAAGCCCUCCCCCUCCAGAGACCAGCCGUUCGGCCCCCAGGAACUUGACCUCCAGCCCCCAAGGCGCAGGCACAGGGCUGGGGGUAAGAAUCGCGGACAGGGCUGGAGGCAGCAGCCAGUGCCGCGCCUUCCUCCCACCCCUUAUAUCUCUAACUAUAUCCUGCCUCACCCACGGACCUACCAACCCCUACCUCCGCCCAAACCAAUAACCACACCCAGGAGAGGAAGGCGACCCCCGUACUACUAUCAACAAGUCACACCGAGAGACGACUACGAGGAAGAUGGGCUGGUGCCUCAGUUGGACAGUGAGGAGGAACUGGAAAACUUUAUUGAGAGGAUCUACAUGAAACGCAGAAUGUAUUGAGAGACUUUUUGGACAUUCGUCAGAUCAGAUGGACUGACAAGAGGUGGGAUAGAUAUACAGUAGCUGGAGAAAAGCUAAAUGAGAGGGCGGGAAAAAGAUUCGGGGGAGAUAUGUGUUUUGAGCCUGAUGGAAAUUGAAGGGUCCUGAAGUAAAAUGUUCGAGUUAUGUUGUUUUAAUCACUGUAUUUCUUUGCUGAUUUUCUCGGUCAGGGAGAGGAUGAAGCAGUCCCAGUUUAAUCUCCCUGUAACCAUGUUUAGCCUCUUGCUCAGUUUACAUUUUGAAACAGAACAUACCAUGGUGUAUGUCUGCCUCCAUUCAGGUCAAUUUCUGAAGCUCUUGCAUUGUUCAGAGAUUUCUAGAGGACACACACACACACACACACACUCACACACACACACACACGCACACACACACACACACACACACACACACACACACACACACACACACACACACACAUUUUUGACACAUUCAUAAGGAGUUGUGCCCAUUUUAAGAGAACCAUGUUUACAACAUCACUUUGUAUCUUGUAUCAUCACUAUGUCAUAUUUCAAAACUAGAGUAGUUUAAUGACUUCUUAGCUACACACAUAUAACAAAAGAACACGGCUUUGUCAAAUGCUCAAUGACAAUAUAUUGUUGUUGUAUUUGAUGUGUGUAGUUGACCCUAUUAUUCCCAAUUGGAUCUACUUUAAACAGCUGCAAUUUGCAAAGGUGUCAAACACACGCAUUUCAAUCAAGAUUCAGAUUUUUGCCUUACAAGCAGCAUGGUUCUAUAAGGGAAAUAUCUGAGAUCGAGACAAAACCCCAUGAAAUGCGGUCGAUUCUGCAUAAUAUUAUCAUCACAACCGGUAGAAACCCUCUGGACUCCAAAAGCACAAACUUAAAAACACUAAACACUUCCAACCUGGUGGUCAAAGGGUUUUCAAUCAUUUUUGGGAUCUAUAAAUUUAUAGCACACCCACCAUAUUUAUGGCAGAUCCACCAUAAUCACCGUCACCGUCCCCAUAAAGUACUUCUCGACCUUGUAGGAGUCCUUUUUAUCUUCUUCAUCUUUUCUCAUUGUUCAUCUCCAUUCACAUCCUCACUCACCUAUUUUCUUUAUUUUUUCACACGUUGUUCUUUUGCCAUUUGUCUUGCAUUAUCCAUCAUCUCUGUUUUUCUUUUCUUUACAAAAAAAGAAGAAAAAGAAUACUUGAAAUCUUUAUUCUGCAGCUUUUUUAAACAGAUUACCACCAAGAGGCUACAAACAUUUUGUUCAUUUUCAGAAGAAAUUCAUUGAAAAGUUUCAGGCCGGGGGAGUCAGGGAUUGUGCUUAAAACCGUUAAAUGCACGUCUUUCUACUUGCAUCUUAAAAAAUGAAAAAAAAAAAGAACAAAAAAAGAGAAAAAAUAAAACAGUAAAGGGAAAUCCAGAUGGUUGUUUUCUCUGAAUAAACUGUGAACAUAAAAAAAGAAAUCUCAAAAAGAAGGAGGGCCACUGUGUCCACAGUGAAGCCAUCUGUCUUGUAAAAGGAGAGUGUUGUUGUUGAUGUCACCUUUAGCAUUGUAAGAUGAACAGUGUGAAAUAAAUAUGCCCGUGCAAUGUGUAAAUAACAGCAUGAUGAUUAAUAGUUUUGCUAUAUGAUAAAAAAUAAAAGCAAUUAUUUUAUUAAAGUUCAGUUUUUUAAUGGC
Cyclopterus lumpus (lumpfish) is the source of this 3958-nucleotide messenger RNA. RefSeq names its product protein Ycf2. Lineage: Eukaryota; Metazoa; Chordata; Actinopteri; Perciformes; Cyclopteridae. The transcript has 2 exons. Gene Ontology annotation, molecular function: neuropeptide hormone activity. Bases 262 to 2286 code for a protein of 674 amino acids. The record is from RefSeq and is a predicted model, not a curated record.